Molecule: messenger RNA, 1943 nt
Organism: Leucoraja erinaceus (little skate)
Lineage: Eukaryota; Metazoa; Chordata; Chondrichthyes; Rajiformes; Rajidae
Gene: c4h7orf25
Product: chromosome 4 C7orf25 homolog
Exons: 2
Coding region: 83-1339 (418 amino acids)
Source: RefSeq, a predicted model, not a curated record
GAGGUACGGACUGACCUGCUUCCGGCAGCAAGGCCGCGCCGGGCGGGAGGGAAUCGCAGGCCGCGGGACCACCGGUGAUGCCAUGUCCCUGCAGAAGAUUCUAUCGGAGAGGAUCGUGGAAGCUCGGGAACUGCUGGAAAGGGCAGAGGCAUUAUCCCAUUCCCGUGCUGGUGGGGUGCAAGGAGGGCCCAAGCUCUGCGGCAAGCUGAAGGCUGAGCUAAAGUUCUUGCGCAAAGUGGAAAUGGGUAAAGUUUCGGUGAAGGAAUCACACCUACAGAGCACAAACCUCACCCAUCUCAAGGCAGUCAUUGAAUCAGCCGAAAGCCUGGAGGAUGUGGUCAGCCUUUUGCACGUAUUUAACUAUCAGGAGCCUUCUGGCGAAAAGCAGUCCCUGGUUGUGGAUGUCGUCGCAAAUGGCGGACUUACCUGGGUCAAGGCUAUCGGCCGGAAAGCUGAGGCAUUGCAUAGUAUUUGGGUGGGGAGGGGCCAGUACGGUGACAAAAGUAUUGUCGAACAAGCAGAGGAUUAUUUGGAAGCCAGCAAGCAGCAGCUGGUGCAGUAUAGUAAUCCACAUGUUGUGUUUGCAUUUUAUAAUGGCAUUUCUAGCCCCAUGGCAGAGAGACUGAAUGAAAUGGGGCUGUCUGUACGAGGAGAUAUAGUUGCAGUGAAUUCAAUGAUUGAUUUCAUGGAGGAGGAUGAUAACUCAAGUGAUUCGUCAGAAGAUCUGGAGGAGCCUUUGCAAGUGACCAAAGUAGACCGGUCUACAAUCGUUGCCAGUGUUGCCUUUCCCACCGAAGUUAAAGUGGAUUUGUGCAAUCGUGUAAAUUUAGAUAUAACCACCCUGAUUACCUUUGUUUCAGCAGUAAGUCACGGAGGCUGUUACUUCAUCUUUAAGGAGAAAGUGUUGACUGAACAAGCUUCUCAGGAAAGGGCGGAGAGCGUCCUGCCCAAAUUGCAAGCCUUUAUGAAGGACAAAGAACUAUUUGCCUGCGAGUCGGCGGUGAAAGAUUUUCACGCAAUUUUGGAAACGUUAGGUGGCCCCGGAGAAAAGGCUCGGGCACAGAAACUACUGCAGCGAAUCAUAGUUGUCCCGGAUCGCCCUUCUGAUCGGGCCUCCAAAUUGAACGUCAGUGCAAAAAUCAACAGUCGCUCGAUUACAAUUUUUGGAACUGGAGAUGCUUUAAAGGCAAUCACAAUGACGGCAAACAGCGGGUUUGUUCGAGCAGCAGACAAUCAGGGCGUGAAAUUCAGUGUAUUUAUUCACCAGCCUAGAGCCUUAACAGAGAGCAAGGAAUCGACAGCAAGUACUUUAUGUACUGUUCAUGAGAAUCUUGGAUGAUGGCGUAGUAAUAUAAAGCAAACUCUUCUGGUCAAAUAUUUACAUUGUCAAGUCUUAAAGAUUGUGGCGUCAUUUUUCAUGGUGAACAUUGAUGCAAAGCCAGUUGCCUCUUGCAUAUCUCAUCCCAGUCUUUCUUUUCAUUGAUGCCAAGCCCUGAGGGCUGUAGAAGAUGUGGGCAGUUAAAGCCCUGUCCCACGGUAUGAGUUCAUUCAGAGUUCUCCCGAGUUCUCCCGAUUCGAACUCGGAGAUUUACGGUAAUGGCCACUCAUCAGUACUCGGGGCUCUCGUGGACAUUUUUCAACAUGUUGAAAAAUCUUCACGAGUCUUCCCGAGCUUACCUGCCAUUAGCGAGUCUUCCUUAGUACCUGCCGUUAGCGUUACGAGCCGCUAAGAGACGUCCCCGAGCUCCGAUGUACCCGCUACAUUUAUUCUCCGUGCUUACCACCAGUUUGAUUUUUGUUUAAACUCGGGGGAGCUCUUGAAUGAACUCGUACAGUGGGACAGGGCCAUUAGACAUUGACAAUUAUGUUGUCCAACCUACUGUUAAAACAGAUUUUUAAAAUGCAAACCAAAUACCAACUAAUAAAUGCACAUUUGGACUGGU